GCUCUAAACAGAUCACUUUGGUAAAUAUUUCAAUGUCUAUGUAUUGACGUUUAUACUACAAAGCGAAUAAAAUCAACACAGAACUUGGCAACUUGCUUUAUUAUAACCAAACAAGAAUCUCGACAAGAACGGUGUGAAAUAUGGCGGCUUAUACACAAGGUUAUGACGAGGCGAGGUUUGCGAUCACAGUCAAUCAAAAUUUCCUGUGUUUGAUUUGCUUCAACGUUUUGAAAGAACCAGUCAUGUGUUCUAAAAACCAGCACUGUUUUUGCCGUGCUUGUAUUACGAAACAUCUCAAGAACUCCCAAAGAUGCCCUACGUGUGCGGACGAACUGACCGUAGAGACUUUGGCCGAACCACAAAGAAUGGUAAAAGAUUAUCUAAAUGAAUUACCUAUUCAUUGCGUUCACAUCAACAGAGGUUGUCAAGAAAUUGUACAACUACAGAAUCUUGACCGCCACGAGGCUACAUGUGGAUUUACACCAGCCGUGUGUACAAACCAAGGCUGUGGUGCAACUGUAAACAAGCGCGAUCUUAUUCACCAUGAAAGUGAACAAUGCGAAUUCCGAAAGUUGAAAUGUCACUCUUGUGGAGAAAUGGCGAAAACGUUGGCGAAUGUGGAGAAGAGAGUCGCGCAUUUGGAAACGAAUAUGGUAUCCAUAGAAACCAAAAUGGGUAACCUAGAGACCAACAUAAAAACAGAUAUUGAAGAAAAACUCGGGGCAGUCAAUAAUGACGUAAGAGGUUUGAAAACAGCUUUGAUUGAAGGAUUUGAUCAAAUGAAGGAUGUUCUUGUCAAGAUGGAGGACACAAUCAAAGAAAACACAAGAAAAGUAAGAAAUGCGGCAAGUGGUGAUAAGGAAAAUAUAUUUGUUGCUGGAGGUUUUGAAACUGAUUCCGUAGAGAUAUUUAACUGGUCACAAAAGUCGUGGGCUCCAUUGCAUGAAUCCAUGCCAGAGAAACGUUGGGGAGCGACCUCAUUUCUUUACAACAAUCACAUGAUGAUCGCUGGAGGGUACUGUCGUGGGCCUGGCUAUGUCGAUAAUAUGAUUAGAAUGAACGUUGACCCAAACCCUGAUCUCUCAACACACUGGAGUGACUGUCCUGUGAAACUACCUAUGAAGUUGGCAUACCACAGCAAUGUGCUGUAUAACAAUCAAUUGAUGGUUACUGGGGGUUGCAUUGAAAGUCUGGACCAAACAUCUGAUGGUAUUCACGAAGUCCAGCUUGUUCCCCCCUACACUGUGAAGACGUUAUCAAGAAUGCCAGAACCAAGACAAGGUCACUGCACGGAGAUAUGUGCUGAUAAUUUGUUGAUCAUUGGUGGACGUACAACUAAACGAUCGCAGGAUUGCCUCAGUAGUGUCGUUCUCUACGAUAUAAAGAAGAAUGAAUAUAAACAGUUGGCACCACUGCCGUAUGAAGUGAAUUACAUGGCAACUGUGAGAUGGGGAGACAACAUUGUUGUGAUAGGCGGCAUGGACAAAGAUGGCAAUGUAUUAGAUACAGUUAUCAUGUACAAUGUCAAGAGUGAACAAAGUCACAUGUUGCCGCCAAUGAGAUGUAAGAGAUGGGGAUGUACUGCUGUUGUUAUUGGUAACAACAUUGUAGUACUGGGAGGAAAGGAUGAGCAGAGACGUCAGCUAAAGUCUGUUGAAGCUUUCAACUUUGAAAGUUAUCACUGGGAAGAACUUCCUGAAAUGUCUAAAGAAGGAUGGCUGCACACUGCUGUUGCUGUGUGAACAAUGUAUAAAUUGAAACACAAUUCGUGAAUCAAUGAAAUUUUAAUCUUAUUUUAAACGACAAUACAGUAAAGUACAAUACUAGGGGAAGAUAUAGUAAUAUUUAGGUUAAAAUCUGUAAACAAUAAAAUAACUUUUAAAAAAGUCGACUUACUUUAGCAUUUAGUGUGAUCACAUGCCCACGGGAAAUCAGUCUUAGUCCGGGAAACAAUAAAGCGAAGGAAAAUAGAGGGAUUGCUCGCAGUCUAACGGGAAAUAUGUUAAUUUGCUUUAUAAGACACGUUUCACACCGGCGUGUUUUCACAAAAAAAGUCAAAACUUUAGCAAAAUAUUUACAGUGAUAUUUGUCCGUUAUAUUUUUGUGUGCAUUUGUUAUUUUCAUACACAUGAGAGGAUCCAGAGACCCAGUUAGGCUGUGGUCGAGUAUAGGAAUAUUUUUAACAAUUUUAAACGGAGUUUAAAGUUAUUACCAUGGAGAAUGUGGUGAUCCGACAUUUAUACAUCCAUUAUUUACAUGCG
Messenger RNA from Paramuricea clavata, 2261 nucleotides. Lineage: Eukaryota; Metazoa; Cnidaria; Anthozoa; Malacalcyonacea; Plexauridae. The record is from the annotation of a GenBank genome assembly.